ACACAAACCCCAGCCUCGCACGCCGCCAUCGCCGUUCCCCUUCCUCCUCGCCGGGACAUCGCGUCCCUGCCAUCUCCACGCCGUCCCAGCCUCUGGGUUCUGACUUCUGAGGUAUCAGGGAGAGCGAAAGGGAGCCGAGGAGGGAACUUAGGGCUGGAGGAGGGAGCUCGACGCUAUGUCGGGGGAGCACGUCCGCAAGGUCUCUCGCCAGGACAUACAGCUCGUCCAGAAUCUUAUAGAGCGAUGUCUCCAGCUCUAUAUGAGCCAGAAAGAAGUGGUUCAUACCCUCUCCCAUGAGGCCAAGAUAGAACCAAGCUUUACUCAACUUGUUUGGCAAAAACUUGAGGAAGAGAACCCUGAAUUUUUCAAGGCAUACUAUUUGAGGUUGAUGCUUAAGAAUCAAAUAACGGCCUUCAACAAGCUUCUUGAGGAUCAGUUCCAACUUAUGAAUAAAGACUAUUCUUCAGCGGUCCCUUCUAUGCCUCUUACUAAUGGCUCCAACUCCACAGCAUUGAAGCAAGAUCGGUGCUUUGUACCAGAGUCUGGUCCCGUAUCUGCAAUGUCAAAUGGUGUAAUGCACAAUGGAGGUUCAGGUGGUUUAUCAAAUGGAGCACCAUCUAGUGAUCAGUUAAUGUAUGGUGGUAAAGACUUUCACGGUCCCCAUAAUGGUUUGAAUGCUUCAACCAAUGUUCUGCCAGCACAGAAUGCGUCCUCUUUGCUGUUUGGUGCUGAUAAUGGUACAACGAUAAAGACAGAGUCAGGCUAUUCAACCAAUGCUGAUUUUGCUUUCUGUGGGAAUGCUUUCCUCGAAUCAUGCCAAUCAAUUGGUGAUGCAUCUGGUGGUUCAUUUAGCAGUUCAGAGUUGAACGGGCAACCACUGAAUGAUUCAAUUAUCGAUAUGGAGUCAUCAUCAUUUGGCUUCUUGGGCCAGAUUCCCCGGAAUUUCAGUUUUUCAGACUUAACAGAGGGCUUCAACCAAAAUACAGAAAUAUUAGAGAAUUAUGGUAGGUCACCCUUUCUCCCAUCUGAGCAAAAUAAUUUCUCAGAUUCUACAGGUGGAGAGCAUACAGGCUGAGCAGCUGUCCAUCAUUUUGUACAUAUUCAUGGAGAAUGGAGCAACUUAUGUGUUAGCUUUUCCCUUGUUAGUUAUGAUGUCAUGUAAUGUGGUAUUGUGGGAUGAAUCGUAACUCCCAUCAGAUGGUACAAUAGAUCUGUCUCAGUAUGCUUGCUUGAUGGUACUGUAGUUGUGCCUUGUACAUUGAUGUGCUUAUGUAAUAUAUCAAUAGUAGCUUGAUGUUGAAUUCACGAGUUCAUGAGUACAUGCUCUUGUCUAGCAUGCUCAAGAGAAAUCCAUUAAUAUCAAGUGAAUGCAGAAAUCAGAGUUUAAUUUGUGGUGGCCA
Molecule: messenger RNA, 1400 nt
Organism: Lolium rigidum
Lineage: Eukaryota; Viridiplantae; Streptophyta; Magnoliopsida; Poales; Poaceae
Exons: 7
Coding region: 176-1075 (299 amino acids)
Source: RefSeq, a predicted model, not a curated record